This is a messenger RNA of Gongylonema pulchrum, 1554 nucleotides long. Lineage: Eukaryota; Metazoa; Nematoda; Chromadorea; Rhabditida; Gongylonematidae. The record is from the annotation of a GenBank genome assembly.
AUGGCGGCCUACCGACUGCUCAUCGACGUGCUGCACCGCGUUCCACGCUUCACUUUCACGCUACAACCUGCCUCAAAUACGUUCUCGCUUCAGUACAACAGCCAGUACAUGCAGCGGGCGAACAGGACAGCAGUAAAAAAAAUUUUUUUUUUCGAAUUUAAGGCGCUGCUGCUGUUUGUUGCUGUAAUAUUGUUGCUUGGUGCGACAUUGCUGUUGACCAUUGUCAUCACGUGGAUUUGCCAGUGCUGCAGUAAGCAAAGCGCAAGCGUCAAAUCCAGACGGCGAGUACGUCAGCUCUCGCUCGUUUUGUUCAUCAUCAGUGUCAUUUGCUUCUUGUGCCUUGGGAUAUGUUUAUUUGGAAAUGAGCAUCUGAAUCGUAGCAUAACGAAUUCAGUCAUUGCCGCCGACGACAUAUCACGGAAUUUACUGUUUGCCGAGUCGCAGUGCAAUUCGCUGAACAAAACUCGUAUAAAUUCUAUGAAGCUUGUGGACACACUGUCAACGGCAGUCGAAAACGCUGUGGAACGAACAACUGGCAUCAACAAAACUGCUUUGCAUGAACUGGAAACCAUGCUGGACUCACUUUCACAAAAGAUCGAUUUGUUGGGUUCCAGUUUGGCUGUUAUCAAGUCACCGUUAUCAAAAAACUCAUUUAUCGAACAAAGUACUCUCUACACACAACGAAUUGAACUGGAAAGAUGGGUGUUGUGUGCAACAUUGCUCUCGAUCAUGCUUGUGGUACUUUUUGCCGGUGUGAUAGGAUUUUGUCGACAGUCCAAGAAAGGUGCUGUAAUUUUUUCCGGACUCGGUUUUGCGAUCUUCAUCGUUGGAUGGUUGCUGCUAGCUAUCAUACUUCCAGCCUGUAUGGCAUUGGCGGAUUUUUGCGCAGGUGGCACCCAGUUCAUUCGACAGCAUUUGCCAAACGAAACGAUGGAUUUGUUUGAGUUUUAUCGAAAAUGUGACCCUGUACCGAGUCAUAGCAACGUUCCGGCUGAUCUGCAAAUGGAUAAAUUAAGCCGACAGCUGUCCGAUAUACAAGCAAUUGAGCAGCAGAAGCUCGUUGCUCAAAUUGGUGUUUUGUUCAAUCAUAGCCAGGAAGCGGACGAGGUGUCUUUCUCUGCGGCAGCAGGUGUGGAUCCCAAAUAUCCAGAUAAUUUUCAGUUAUCCGAGCAAGUUCAUUUAAUCAACAAUGACCUAACGCAUUCGUUGAAAACCGUUGGAGCGCUUGAAACAACUCUUGCAUGCUACACAUAUCAUAACGAUGUGGUAGUGAUGGAGCGUGGCUUCUGUCAGGAUGGAAUAAUCGGAGCUUCGAUUUUGCUCUAUUGUUUGAUUUUGCUCGAAAUAUUCCUAUUCGCACUUUUAUUGAUUGUAUCCAAAAGCUGGCAUCUGUUCGCCCGACUGCCGUCAGAUUACGUAGAAGUUGAUGAAGAAGAUCCUUUUUUCCCGCGUGGCAAUGACAGCAACAUUCCAGUAGACAUCUAUGGCAGCCACGUUUUAAAUCCACGCACACGUUUCGUCAAUUCCUUGUAUGUUGCUUCCAUUGUUUUUUAG